Drosophila persimilis is the source of this 480-nucleotide messenger RNA. Its product is annotated as ctenidin-1. Lineage: Eukaryota; Metazoa; Arthropoda; Insecta; Diptera; Drosophilidae. The transcript has a single exon. Bases 1 to 480 code for a protein of 159 amino acids. The record is from RefSeq and is a predicted model, not a curated record.
AUGAAACCCUUUGCCUGCAUUCUUGUGAUCCUCGCCGCCAUCCUGGCCGUUGGUCAGGCCUCCCUUGGCGGUCUCCUCGGAGGUGGCGGUGGUGGAGGCGGCGGCGGUGGCGGUGGCGCCGGCGGCAUUGCACAGCUCCUGCAGAGCAAAUUGGGCGGUCUCGGCGGUGGACUUGGAGGAGGACAAGGCGGUGGCGGCGGAUACUCUGGCGGCGGUGGUUACUCCGGCGGCGGUGGAUACUCUGGUGGCGGCGGAUACUCCGGUGGCGGCGGAUACUCUGGUGGCGGCGCUCCCCAGAAGGUCAUCAUUGUCAAGGUCAUCAGUGAGGGACAGUCCGGUGGUUACUCCGGCGGCUACUCCGGCGCCCAGUCUGGAGGCUACUCCGGCGCCCAGUCAGGUGGCUACUCUGGUGGCUACUCCGGUGCUCAGUCCGGAGGCUACUCCGGCGGCCAGUCCGGUGGCUGGAACAAGGGCUGGUAA